ACCCACUAGAAAAACUAGAGGUGCGCCUAAAACGUCCAUCAUCGCUUCAAAUACCUCGAAUUUACCCGAUUCAUCGGUUGACAAAAAAGAUUCUAUUCCGGGCUCAUCUCCAAAUGCCUCAAAUCCUACUGCUUCUACUUCAUCGGCUACUUCUAAUCGUUCGUUACAACCUAUAAUAUCGGCUUCCGGUUCUUCUUCCUUAUCAAAUAAUUUUCCUCGUCGUGGUUUACCACAAAAAGACGUAACUCGUGCAAAUAUUGCUGAUCGUUAUCUAGAAUUUAUUCUUUAUUGUAACCCUUCUGCUCCUUCCGAUCUGGAUGUAUCUUCUCUCAUCCGUUCUUUCAAUUCCGUUCCUAAAUCUGAUGGUAAAACCUUUGAAACUUGGGUUCUAUUUCAACUUGUCUCUAAACAUCAUUCGGGCGAAAUAAAAACUUGGACUAAAUUGGCUCAACAAUUGGGUGUCGAACGUACUAACGAAUCAA
This is a messenger RNA of Racocetra persica, 482 nucleotides long. Lineage: Eukaryota; Fungi; Glomeromycota; Glomeromycetes; Diversisporales; Gigasporaceae. The record is from the annotation of a GenBank genome assembly.